AUGAACGAUACUUCUACGUCUCUUGAUAUUGUUUUGUUCAAUAACUUGGGUGACAAUAUCCGUUUAAACUCUUACCAAUUCGACCACCCACAUCUGUCUGAUGUAAGAAAUCGUUUCUCAUUCUCACUAGAAAUCGAAAAGCUAGUCAUUGGUAUUGCAGGAGAAGAUUUUGCGGUAUUGGCAGGGGAUACUAGACAAGUUGAAGGAUAUUCGAUUCAAUCACGUUAUGAACCUAAGAUCUUCAAUGUUGGUGACGAUAUUUUGAUGACUGCGAAUGGGUUUGCUGCCGAUGGAGUUGCAUUGAUAGAUAGAUUUCGUCAACAAUUAAAAUGGUAUAAAUUUGAUAAUGGAGGGAAGAAAUUACGUAUUCAAAGUGCUGCCAGAUAUAUUCAACAUUUAUUAUAUGGAAAGAGAUUUUUCCCAUAUUAUGUGAGUACUUUGAUUGCAGGAUUGGAUGAAGAAGGAAAAGGUGCUGUAUAUUCUUAUGAUCCAGUUGGAUCUUAUGAAAGAGAACAAUGUAGAGCAGGUGGUGCAGCUGCUAGUUUGAUUAUGCCAUUCUUGGAUAAUCAAGUCAAUUUCAAGAAUCAGUUUGAACCUGGAACUAAUGGGAAAGUAAAGAAACCAUUGAAAUAUUUAUCUUUGGAAGAAGUUCUUGAAUUAGUUAAAGAUGCAUUUUCUUCGGCUACUGAAAGACAUAUAUAUGUUGGUGAUGGUUUAGAGAUUUUGAUUGUCACCAAAGAUGGAGUGAGAACUGAAUACUAUCCAUUAAAGAGGGAUUGA
Molecule: messenger RNA, 780 nt
Organism: Hemisphaericaspora subhashii
Lineage: Eukaryota; Fungi; Ascomycota; Pichiomycetes; Serinales; Debaryomycetaceae
Product: proteasome core particle subunit beta 6
Exons: 2
Coding region: 1-780 (259 amino acids)
Cellular component (GO): proteasome core complex
Source: RefSeq, a predicted model, not a curated record